Molecule: messenger RNA, 7577 nt
Organism: Melanotaenia boesemani (Boeseman's rainbowfish)
Lineage: Eukaryota; Metazoa; Chordata; Actinopteri; Atheriniformes; Melanotaeniidae
Gene: ckap5
Product: cytoskeleton associated protein 5
Exons: 45
Coding region: 135-6302 (2055 amino acids)
Biological process (GO): microtubule polymerization; centrosome duplication; mitotic spindle organization
Cellular component (GO): kinetochore; centrosome; microtubule plus-end
Molecular function (GO): microtubule plus-end binding; microtubule plus end polymerase activity
Source: RefSeq, a predicted model, not a curated record
AUAAAGCUCGACCGGGCUGCACAGUGGUGAUCUCAUUGUCACCAUCAUCUCACUUGGCUGGCGGCAUCAUAUUGUCUCUUAGAGACGCAAACAGCUGAAUACCUUUGGGGAAGCCCAACCCCCAGCCAGACACCAUGGGGGAUGACAGCGAGUGGAUGAAGCUUCCCAUCGACCAGAAAUGUGAACAUAAGUUAUGGAAAGCCCGACUGAACGGUUAUGAAGAAGCUCUGAAGUUGUUCCAGAGGAUAGAGGAUGAGAAGAGUCCGGAGUGGGGGAAGUACCUGGGACUGAUAAAGAAGUUUGUGACCGACUCCAAUGCCGUGGCUCAGCUUAAAGGCCUGGAGGCCGCACUGGCCUUUGUCGAGAACGCACACGUGGCUGGAAAGACGACGGGGGAGGUGGUGUCAGGUGUUGUGACCAAAGUAUUCAAUCAGCCCAAGGCGCGAGCCAAGGAGCUGGGCAUGGACAUCUGCCUCAUGUACAUCGAGAUCGAGAAGGCGGAGGUGGUUCAGGACGAGCUGCUGAAAGGACUGGACAACAAGAACCCCAAGAUAGUGGUGGCGUGUAUCGAGACGCUCCGCAAGGCUCUGAGUGACUUUGGGUCCAAGACCGUGACGUUAAAGCCUGUUGUGAAAGUUUUAGCAAAACAGUUUGAGUCCAGAGAGAAAGCCGUGAGAGAUGAAGCCAAGCUGCUUGCUGUAGAAAUCUACAAGUGGAUCAGAGAUGCUCUGCGGCCUCCACUGCAGAGUAUCAACUCAGUACAGCUGAAAGAACUGGAGGAGGAGUGGGUGAAACUGCCUUCAUCUCCUCCCAAACAGACCAGGUUCCUGCGCUCCCAGCAGGACCUGAAGGCAAAGUUCGAGCAGCAACAAGCACAAGGCGGAGAGCAGUCUGAUGGAGAGGAUGAGGAGGAAACGGCAGUAGCUGUGGAUCCAUACGAGCUGCUGGAACCUGUAGAGAUUCUGUCCAAGAUGCCCAAAGACUUCUACGAGAAAAUUGAAGCUAAAAAGUGGCAGGAAAGAAAAGAAGCUCUGGAAGCUAUCGAGGCUCUGACCAAGAACCCCAAACUGGAGAAUGGCGACUACGGAGACCUGGUCAGGGCCCUGAAGAAGGUUGUGGGGAAAGAUGCCAACGUGAUGCUGGUGUCGAUGUCAGCAAAAUGCCUGGCUGGACUGGCCGCUGGCCUCAGGAAGAAGUUUGGAACAUAUGCAGGACAAGUGGUUCCAACUAUUCUGGAGAAGUUUAAGGAGAAGAAACCUCAGGUCGUCCAGUCCCUGCAGGAGGCGAUUGAUGCCAUCUUCCUCACUACGACUCUCCAGAACCUGUCUGAGGACGUCCUGGCUGUGAUGGACAAUAAGAACCCGUCCAUUAAGCAGCAGGCCUCUCUGUUUCUGGCUCGCUCCUUCAGACACUGCACACAGGCCACGCUGCCGAAGAGUGUCCUCAAACCUCUCUGCGCUGCGCUCAUCAAGCAAGUAAACGACUCGGCUCCGGAGGUCCGUGACGCCGCCUUCGAAGCUCUGGGGACGGCCAUGAAGGUGGUGGGGGAGAAAGCUGUGAACCCUUUCCUGACUGACCUGGAUAAACUCAAACUGGAUAAGAUUAAGGAGUGUGCAGAUAAAGUGGAGCUCCCUGGAGGGAGGAAGGGUGCAGGAGGAGGAGGAGCAGCGGUGGAAAAAAAACCUGCUGCUAAAGCUGCUCCUCCUUCUGAAGCUCCUUCCAAAUCCUCUGGUCCACCUAAGAAGAGCCAAACAGCUGCUGCCAGCAAGGUGUCGGCAGGUCCACCCAAAAAAGGCAAAGCAGCAUCUGCAGCAGGAGGAAAAACAAAGAAAACCUCUGACAGCAAAGACUUCACAGAGACUGAAUUGUCUGUCGAAGCCUGCGAGGACCUUGCAGCAGGUGUACUUCCUGCUUCCUGUCUGCAGCAGCUGGACUCGGCCAACUGGAAGGAGAGACUGGCCAGUAUGGAGGACUUCCAGAGGGCAGUGGAGACCAUGGACCGGGCGGUGAUGCCUUGCCAGGCUUUGGUCAAGAUGUUGGCCAAGAAACCGGGUUGGAAGGAGACAAACUUCCAGGUGAUGCAGAUGAAGCUGCACAUCGUGGCUCUUAUUGCUCAGAGAGGACAGUUCUCCAAGACGUCGGCCUUCGUGGUUUUAGAUGGCCUGGUGGACAAAGUCGGGGACGUCAAGUGUGGAGGGAACGCCAAAGAAGGACUGACGGCGAUUGGAGAGGCGUGCUCACUGCCGUGGACGGCAGAGCAGGUUGUGUCCAUGGCGUUUGCACAGAAGAACCCCAAAAACCAGGCGGAGGCACUCAACUGGUUGGCUAACGCUAUGAAGGAGUUUGGAUUUGCUGGUAUAAAUGUGAAAGCGUUCAUCAACAACGUGAAGACGGCUCUGGGCGCGACCAACCCCGCCGUGCGGACGGCGGCCAUCACUCUGCUGGGAGUCAUGUACCUCUACAUGGGAGCACCGCUGCGCAUGUUCUUCGAAGACGAGAAACCGGCUCUCCUCGUCCAGAUAGAUGCAGAGUUUGAGAAGAUGCAGGGUCAGUCUCCUCCAGCUCCCAUCAGAGCCACCAAGAAGACUGCGGCAGAUGAAGAAGAAGAUGAAGGUGAAGAGCACGAUGAAGAUGGAGGAGGAGCAGGAGGGAAGGACAUCAUGGACUUACUACCACGUACAGAUAUCAGCGACAAGAUCACAGCCGACCUGGUGUCUAAAAUCGGGGACAAGAACUGGAAGAUCAGGAAGGAGGGUCUGGACGAGGCGGCAGCCAUCAUCUCUGAGGCUAAAUUCAUCACGGCCAAUGUCGGAGAGCUGCCUCUGGCCCUGAAAGGACGGCUCAACGACUCCAACAAGAUCCUGGUGCAGCAGAGUCUGACGAUCCUGCAGCAGCUGGCUGCAGCUAUGGGACCUGGACUCAAGCAGCACGUUAAAGCUCUGGGAUUCCCUGUCAUCACCGUUCUGGGAGAUAGCAAGGCCAAUGUGAGGAUGGCUGCCAUGACGACGCUGCAGGCCUGGGUGGAGCAGACUGGGAUGAAGGACUGGCUGGAGGGAGAGGACCUCUCUGAGGAGCUGAAGAGGGAGAAUCCCUUCCUCCGACAGGAGGUGCUCGGCUGGUUGGCAGAGAAGCUGCCCACCCUGAGGACGGUCCCCGGGGAUCUGAUGCUGUGCAUCCCUCAGCUCUACGCCUGCCUGGAGGACAGAAAUGGAGACGUGAGGAAGAAGGCUCAGGACGCCCUGCCCACCUUCAUGAUGCAUCUGGGCUACGACAAGAUGAACAAGGCCACGGGAAAACUCAAGCCCUCCUCCAAGGAUCAGGUGGUAGCCAUGUUGGAAAAGGCCAGAGCAGUGAUGCCAGCUAAACCUGCAGCGCCGGCCAAGACGGGAGGGAAAGGAUCUGCAGAGGCAAGCAGAUCGGCUUCAGCCUCCAGGUCGGCAGCUGCAAGCGAGGACGUCGCGGACAGUAAACCUGAAGUCAAGAAGAUCCGAGGAGGAGGAGUAGCUGGCAAGAAGCCUUCCUCGUCUCCCGAGGAUCCUCCCCCUCCCAAGGACAAGGAAUGUAAUGGUAGUAAAAAGCCCCCCGGCAAAGCGAAGGCUGCUGCUGGCAGUCAACAGGGUCCUGCUGGGAAGAAACCUGCGGCUAAAGGCAUGAAGGAAGAUGAAGAUAAGUCUGGACCAAUCUUCAUCCUCAUCCCCAACGCCAAGGAGCAGAGAAUAAAAGAGGAGAAGCAGCUGAAGAUUCUGAAGUGGAACUUCAUCACUCCUCGGGAUGAAUAUGUGGAGCAGCUGAAAACUCAGAUGUCUACCUGCAUUGCCAAGUGGCUGCAGGAUGAACUGUUUCACUUCGACUUCCAGAGACACGUGAAGGCCAUCGGAGUGAUGAUAGAGAGGUUGGAGAGUGAGACCGAGGCCACCAUCAGCUGUCUGGACCUGAUCCUGAAGUGGUUUAGUCUUCGCUUCUUUGACACCAACACCACGGUUCUGAUGAAGGUUUUGGAGUACCUGAAGCUGCUGUUCACCAUGUUGAACAGGGAGAACUACCACCUGACUGAGUACGAGGCCACCUCCUUUGUCCCCUACCUCAUCCUGAAGGUCGGAGAGUCGAAGGAUGUGGUCCGCAAAGAUGUUCGGGCCAUUCUGGCCAUGCUGUGCAAGGUUUACCCCGCAUCCAAGGUCUUUCCUUUCCUCAUGGAAGGAACUAAGUCCAAGAACUCUAAGCAGAGAUCAGAGUGUCUGGAGGAGCUGGGCUGCCUGAUAGAUGGCUAUGGGAUGAACGUCUGUCAGCCGACUCCGGCCAAGUCUCUGAAGGAGAUCGCCGUCCACAUCGGUGACAGAGACACAUCCGUCCGCAACGCCGCCCUCAACACCGUAGUGGCCGUCUACAAUGCGUGUGGGGACCAGGUCUACAAGCUGAUAGGAAACCUGUCGGAGAAGGACCUGAGCAUGCUGGAGGAGAGGAUCAAACGCUCGGCCAAGAAGACACCUGCAGCUCCGGCCAAGCAGAGCACGACCGAGAAGCCUCAGAGGGAACACCCGACCCACCCCAACGCCACCUUCCUUCGCAAGCCGGCGCAGGAAGACCCCAACAAGCUCAAAAUAAUGUAUCGCACAUAUAGGAUUCAAGCCCGUCAGAAUGCACAUCACAGCGAGCCUUCCCACCCCUCCAUCCCCAAGGAGUUCCAGUUGGACCUGGACAUGAUCGAGAAGGACCAGAGCCAAGUGUGCGAGCUCCCGGACCUGGUCCAACACAAGCUGGACGAGCUGCUAGAGCCCAUCAUGAUCCCCAAGCCCAAGAUUCGCUCUGUUUCGCCGCACUUCGACGACCUUCACAACAGCACCGCCUCCACCAUCAACUUCGUCAUCUCGCAGGUGGCGAGUGGCGACAUCAACACUAGCAUCCAGGCGCUGGCUCAGAUUGACGAGGUUCUGCGACAGGAGGACAAAGCGGACGUGAUGUCGGGUCACAUUGACCAGCUGCUCAUCGCCACCAUCAUGCAGCUGAGGCUCAUCAACAGCACACACCUGGCGGACGACCGCAUGGACAAGAAGGACAUCAUCAAGCUGUACAGCUGCAUCAUGGGAAACAUGCUGUCUCUCUUCUCCAUGGAGGCUCUGGCCAGAGAGGCGUCCAUGGGCGUCCUGAAGGACCUGAUGCAUGGUCUGAUCACGCUGAUGCUGGACACCAGAAUGGAGGACGUGGAAGAUGGGACGCAGGUCAUCAGGUCUGUCAACCUGCUGGUGAUCCGAGUCCUGGAGAACUCGGACCAGACCAACAUCAUCAGUGCUCUGCUGGUCCUCCUUCAGGACACCUUGGUCUCGACGGCUGGAUCCCCCAAAGUCUCUGAGCUGGUCAUGAAGUGUCUGUGGAGGAUAAUCCGCUUCCUCCCAGAAACCAUCAACAACAUCAACCUGGAUCGGAUCUUACUAGACGUCCACAACUUCAUGAAGGUUUUCCCCAAAGAGAAACUCAAGCAGCUUAAGAGCGACGUCCCACACCGGACCCUCAAGACCCUGUUGCAUACCCUGUGCAAGCUGACCGGGGCCAAGAUCCUGGACCACCUCUCCAUGAUCGAGAACCGUAACGAGUCUGAAUUGGAGGCUCAUCUGAGGCGGGUGGUCAAACACUCCGGAAACCUGUCGGGAAUGAAGGGCGACCGAGGAAACGAGAAGAUGGGACUGCGCACGGACGAUCGCAUGUCGAAAGCAAAAGUCAGUGACAUUUUGUCGGAGAUCUUUAAGAAGAUCGGCUCCAAGGAGAACACUAAAGAGGGUCUGACAGAACUCUACGAGUACAAGCAGAAAUACUCGGACGCAGACCUGGAACCUUUCCUGAAAAACACCUCGCAGUUCUUCCAGAGCUACGUGGAGCGAGGCCUUCGCAUGAUCGAGUCCGAGAGAGAGGGCAAGACUCGCAUCCAGACCUCUGCAGUGAUCCCGCAGCAUGGCAGUGACUCUGGUCUGAGCGGCAGCAACGAGGAGCUGAAACCAGCUGUUUACUACGAAAGACUGAAGAUCCUCCGACAGAGACAAGGCCUGGAAAACACCUCCAGGCAGCAAGGUGUGGGGGGCAGCGAUGACGAGCCUCAGCAGCGACCCGCCAUCUCCUCCCUGCUGUCCUCCAAGCCGUCGGUGGCAUCGUCCACGGACAUGCUCCACAGCAAGCUGUCACAGCUCAAAGAGUCCAGAGAGCUGUACCAGCAGGAGCACAACUCCCCGACCCACGCCCGCUCCGCCUCCCCCGCCACCAACCUGGACGACCUGAAGAAGCGGCUGGAGCGGAUCAAGAGUAACCGGCAGUGAGAUGCAGCUUCCACCCUUUCUAACCCGCUCCUCGUCUUCAUGUUCAAAUUCUGCCGCAGACUAAAGACUCCACCCCCCACCCCACCCAGACUCCGCCCACCGUGCCUGUACGUAAGUUAGAAAUCAAAUGCUCGGAGAUUGUAGAUGGCUGCAGUCGCAUCCAGAGCUCUGACUCUGGAGGAAGAAGAUCAGGAGUUCCACCGCCAUUCUGCCCCCCCCCCCACACCGUUUCAUGUCGGUUUGUACAUAUUAACCUCCUCACUGUCACUGAGUGCGUCAUCACGGCGCCGCAGGAAGGAAAACAAACUUUUUACUGUGACGUCACGGCGGAGCCACAUCAGAGUUGUAGCUGUGAACACGUGGAGAGCAGCGCCCCCCUGUGGCCCACGCUGUAGGAAAGAUUUCCAGUUCCUGACACGAGACUCGAACAAUGAGGUUUUAAUUUCCUGUUGGAUCCACGUCCAGCCUCACGUGGACGUCGACAGACGAUUUAAAUCUCUUCCGACCAAAACCUGCUAAAUGUUCUGUUAUUUUCAUCGCUGAGCUGAGUUUCUGCUACUGUCACACAGCUGCGUCGCAGUCGGGCUGUAAAUACUGUACGUAAUGUCCUCAUUAACACGUCGCCAACAUGGCCGACGCUUUGUCGGCGGAGCCAACAUGGCCGACGCUGCGGCGCCGCCUCUGGCUGCUCAUCAUCGUGUCCGUAGGCUUUCUGAAGAGCAUGGCAUGAAGUCAGUGUAAAUAAAGUUUUGCUUUAAUAAACUGCUGUUUUUAUGACAUCGUCGUUUCUGUGAGGAAGACGACGAUGAUGAUGAUGGCGGCCUCGCCCCUCAUCUGUCCUGUACGUGAAUGUUGAGUGGAAAUAACCUUGUUUUUGUAUUUAAGCUGUCAGUGCUGCGUUUAGUCUGAUUUUUGCUCCAUGUAGAAUCCAUUGUGGAAAAUGGCAAUAAAGUCUUUAAUUUUUUUUUUUUUUUUUUUUUUUUAGACCGAGUUAAUUUUUUAUAAAACUGAUCGGUUUGUUCACACUGAAUAAUUUUAACCACUUUGUGUCAGUUGCCUCUAAAUGACUUUGUUUGCUAAAUAAGCAAAUAUAAAUAAAACUAUAAAUAUUGUUAAAAUCAAACAUUUCUUAAUCUCGUCUGCUGCCUUUAAAGUCUGAAGAUAUUUAUUAGCAAAAAUGACAAAUCUCCACGUUUGUUCAGGAUUUUUGUUUUGUUUUAAAAAUGCAGAUCACAACCUGGUUUAAUUUAAUAAACAUUUUUCUUUUUUAAAGCU